GAUAUUGAUCUUACCAUGAGUUAUCACUACAGGUUGGUUGGAGGCAGCUUGGCAAUCAAUAACCCACGUAAAAAACAGGAUAUUGGAACAUACCAGUGUUUGGCCACAAAUUCAUUUGGAACAAUUCUGAGCAGGAAGGCAAAGCUUCAAUUUGCAUAUCUUGAGAACUUUGAAAUGAAAACAAGAAGCACAGUGUCAGUCAGAGAAGGACAAGGAGUGGUUCUGCUCUGUGGUCCUCCACCACAUCACGGAGGCUUGUCUUUUGCAUGGACCUUCAACAAUAACACCUUAUACGUUCAGGAGGACAGACGGCGUUUUGUUUCACAAGAAACGGGAAAUCUGUACAUUGCCAAAGUAGAGCCAUGGGAUGUGGGCAAUUACACCUGUGUGGUGACCAACUCCAAGGCUGGGCAGAGUGUUCAGGGGCCACCCACUCCCCUCACCCUGCGCAGUGAUGGUGUGAUGGGAGAGUAUGAACCAAAGAUUGAAGCACGUUUUCCAGAAACAACAUAUGCAGCAAAGGGCUCAUCUGUUAAACUGGAAUGUUUUGCCCUUGGAAAUCCGGUCCCUAAUAUCAGCUGGAGGAGGUCUGAUGGAAGCCCACUGACAAAGAAAAUCAAACACGACAAAAACAAAGGAGUUCUUGAAAUCCCAGAUAUUCAGCAAGAAGAUGAAGGCUCUUAUGAGUGCAUUGCAGAAAACAUUCGAGGCAGAAACAUUGCAAGAGGUCAAUUAUUUGUCUAUGCACUUCCUGAAUGGGAUAAAAAAAUCGAAAAUGCCUUUCUGUCUCUCUAUGACAGUUUGUUUUGGGAAUGUAAGGCAAAAGGCAACCCAACCCCUUCCUACAGCUGGUUAAAAAAUGGCCAGCCUCUCAUGUCAGAGGAGAGAAUUCAAGUGGAAAAUGGAACUCUUAUCAUACCGAUGCUGAAUAUGUCAGACUCUGGCCUCUAUCAAUGUGUGGCAGAAAACAAGUACAAUACUAUUUACGCCAGUGCUGAAUUGAGGGUCAUAGCGGCAGCCCCCGAUUUUUCCAAAAAUCCUGUGAAAAAAACAUCUGUUGUUCAAGUUGGUGGUGAAGUCACCAUUGGUUGUAGACCAAGUGCUUCUCCCAGAGCAGCUAUUGACUGGAGAAAGGGCCCCGAGGUGCUGCGCCUGAACAAAAGGGCCCUCUUACUGGAGGAUGGCAGUCUCAGGCUCUACAACAUCACCAAAUCAGAUGCUGGGGUGUACACUUGUAUAGCAACAAAUCAGUUUGGAGUUGCCAGAAAUUCAGGGAACCUGAUUGUGAAAGAAAGGACUGUAAUUACUUUUCCACCUUCUAACAUGGAUGUAACAGUUGGAGAAAGCAUAGUCCUUCCAUGCCAGGUUUCUCAUGACCCCUCCAUGGCUGUGGCGUUCACAUGGUCGUUCAAUGGCAACAAAAUUGACUUCAAAAGAGGAAUGCAUCAUUUUGAGAGAAUUGGAGGAGAAUCUGUUGGAGAUUUGAUGAUAAGAAAUAUUCAACUUCAUCAUACUGGGAAAUAUGUGUGCAUGGUGCAAACAACUUUAGACAGUCAAUCUACAGCAGUAGAUAUAAUUGUAAGAGGUCCCCCAGGCCCACCAGAGGAUGUUAGAGUUGAACAUAUUUCUAGCACUACUGCAGUGUUAUCCUGGAAAUCUGGAAUAGAUAACAAUAGUCCAGUCCAGAUCUACAGCAUUCAGACAAGGACUCCUUUCUCAGUUGGAUGGCAGGCAGUUUCAACAGUUCCUGAAGUCCUCAAUGGUAGGACUCACAAAGCAACAGUGGUUGACUUAAGCCCUUGGGUUGAGUAUGAGUUCCGUGUGGUUGCCAGCAACAGUGUUGGAACUGGGGAGCCGAGCAAGCCAUCAGCUCUACUGAAAACCAAAGCAGCAGUUCCCACAGUGGCACCAACAAACGUCAGCGGAGGAGGAGGGAGCCGCUCUGAGCUGGUCAUCACAUGGGAGCCAGUGCCAGAAGAACUACAAAAUGGAGAAGGUUUUGGCUAUAUUGUUAUGUUUCGUCCUCUUGGCUCAACAACGUGGACAAAAGCAGCCGUGGCUCCCGUAGAAGCAAGUAAAUAUGUUUAUAGGAAUGAAAGCAUCACACCUCUGUCUCCUUUUGAAGUGAAAGUUGGCGUCUACAACAAUGAAGGAGAAGGGACCCUGAGAUCCACAUCCAUUGUCUACUCUGGAGAAGAUGAGCCACAGAUAGCACCAGGAGCCACUUCAGCACUGAGCAUCUCGGCGGCAGAGGUGGAGGUCUCCUGGCAGCCCAUUGCAUGGAACAGGCACACAGGCAGGGUGCUGGGCUAUGAGGUUUUAUAUUGGACAGAUGAUCCCAAGGAAAGCACAGCUGGUAAAGUCAGAGUCAAUGGGAACAUAACAGCCCAAAAUAUCACAGGCCUAAAAGCUAACACAGUGUAUUUUGCAACAGUUCGGGCUUACAACACAGCAGGGAUGGGGCCCUCCAGCGCCCCGGUAAAUGUCACCACUAAAAAGUCACCUCCCAGUCAACCUCCAGCAAAUAUCACAUGGAAACUGACAAAUUCCAAAAUCUGCUUGAAUUGGGAACACGUGAAAACAAUGGAGAAUGAAUCAGAGGUGCUAGGAUACAAAAUUUUGUACAGACAAAACAGACACAGCAAAGCUCAUAUACUGGAGACAAACAACACUUCAGCUGAACUCCUGGUGCCAUUUGAAGAAGAUUAUCUCAUAGAAAUAAGAACCAUCAGUGAUGGUGGGGAUGGCAGCAGCAGCGAGGAAAUUAGGAUCCCGAAAAUAUCAAGUUUAAGCUCCGGAGGAAUAAAAUUGUCUCCAAGAGAACUGCAUAUGUUGACAUCUGGGAUCCUACUCUUGAGUUUUGUUCUUAUAUACUCUUGGAGGAAAGUAUCUGCUUCCCUACACCCUCUCCCAUCCCACUGGCCCAUAAUAAUUUAUCUAAUUUAG
Molecule: messenger RNA, 2946 nt
Organism: Lagopus leucura (white-tailed ptarmigan)
Lineage: Eukaryota; Metazoa; Chordata; Aves; Galliformes; Phasianidae
Product: contactin-6-like
Exons: 22
Coding region: 16-2946 (976 amino acids)
Biological process (GO): cell-cell adhesion; brain development
Molecular function (GO): cell-cell adhesion mediator activity
Source: RefSeq, a predicted model, not a curated record